AUGGCGGGCCGCGGCCGCCGCGCCUGGCUCAGCGUCCUGCUGGGGCUGGUGCUGGGCUUCGUGCUCGCAUCGCGCCUCGUCCUGCCCCGCGCCUCCGAGCUGGCGGCGGCGGCGCGGCCCCACCGAGCCCGCCCGCAGGGCUGCCGCCCGCCGCCCGCCGCCGCCGCCGCCGCCCCGCCGCGCCGCCCCGGCCCGCCGGCACAGAGCUUCCUCUUCGUGGGGGUCAUGACGGCGCAGAAGUACCUGCGGAGCCGCGCCGUGGCCGCGCACCGAACGUGGUCCAAAACCAUUCCUGGCAAGGUCGAGUUCUUCUCCAGCGAGGGUUCGGACACCUCUAUCCCCAUCCCCAUCGUGCCCCUUCCAGGCGUAGAUGACUCCUACCCCCCCCAGAAGAAAUCCUUCAUGAUGCUCAAAUACAUGCAUGACCACUACUUGGACAAAUACGAAUGGUUCAUGAGGGCUGACGACGACGUUUACAUCAAAGGGGACAAACUGGAGAACUUCCUCAGGAGCCUGAACAGCAGCGAGCCGCUGUUCCUGGGCCAGACCGGCCUCGGCACCACGGAGGAGAUGGGCAAGCUGGCGCUGGAGCCGGGGGAGAACUUCUGCAUGGGGGGCCCAGGGGUGAUCAUGAGCAGGGAGGUGCUGCGCAGGAUGGUGCCGCACAUCGGCGAGUGCCUGCGCGAGAUGUACACCACGCACGAGGACGUGGAGGUGGGGCGCUGCGUGCGCAGGUUCGCGGGCGUGCAGUGCGUCUGGUCCUACGAGAUGCAGCAGCUGUUCUACGAGAAUUACGAGAAGAACAAGAAAGGCUACAUCCGUGACCUGAGGAACAGCAAGAUCCACCGAGCCAUAACACUGCACCCCAACAAGAACCCCCCGUACCAGUACCGGCUGCACAGCUACAUGCUGAGCCGCAAGAUCGCCGAGCUGCGGCACCGCACCGUGCAGCUGCACCGCGAGAUCGUGCUCAUGAGCAAGUACAGCAACACCGAGAUCCACAAGGAGGACCUGCAGCUGGGCAUGCCGCCCUCCUUCAUGCGCUUCCAGCCCCGGCACCGCGAGGAGAUCCUGGAGUGGGAGUUCCUGACGGGGAAGUACCUGUACUCGGGCGCCGACGGGCAGCCGCCCCGCCGGGGCAUGGACUCGUCCCAGCGCGAGGCGUUGGAUGACAUCGUGAUGCAGGUGAUGGAGAUGAUCAACGCCAACGCCAAGACGCGGGGGAGGAUCAUUGACUUCAAGGAGAUCCAGUACGGAUACCGCAGGGUGAACCCCAUGUACGGGGCAGAGUACGUGCUGGACCUGCUGCUGCUCUACAAGAAGCACAAGGGGAAGAAGAUGACGGUCCCCGUGAGGAGGCACGCGUACCUGCAGCAGACCUUCAGCAAGAUCCAGUUCAUGGAGCACGAAGAGAUGGACGCCAAAGAGCUGGCCAGCAAAAUCAACCAGGAUUCUGGCUCCUUGUCCUUCCUCUCCAACUCGCUGAAGAUGUUUGUCCCCUUCCAGCUCAGCAGGUCCAAAGCAGAAAGGAAGGAGCUCAAAGACAAGAAGAUCAACAUCCUGAUCCCUCUCUCCGGGCGGUUCGACAUGUUUGCGAGGUUCAUGGGGAAUUUUGAAAAGACGUGCCUCAUUCCAAACCAGAACGUCAAGCUGGUGGUCCUGCUCUUCAACUCCAACUCCAACCCUGACAAGGCGAAGCAGAUCGAGCUGAUGAGAGAUUACCGCUCCAAGUACCCCAAGGCUGACAUGCAGGUUCUGCCGGUGUCGGGGGAGUUCUCAAGGGCGCUGGCUCUGGAAGUCGGAUCUUCUCAGUUCCAGAACGAGUCUUUACUUUUCUUCUGUGAUGUUGACUUAGUGUUUACCACAGAAUUCCUCCAGCGGUGUAGAGCCAACACAGUUUUGGGUCAGCAAGUAUAUUUUCCCAUCAUUUUUAGCCAGUAUGAUCCAAAGAUUGUUUAUAGUGGAAAGGUUCCUAGUGACAAUCAUUUUGCCUUCACUCAGAAAACAGGUUUCUGGAGGAACUAUGGCUUUGGUAUCACCUGUAUUUACAAAGCUGACCUUCUUCGAGCAGGUGGCUUCAAUGUCUCCAUCCAAGGUUGGGGCCUUGAAGACGUAGAUCUAUUUAACAAAGUCAUUCAAGCUGGCUUAAAAACUUUCAGAAGCCAAGAAAUUGGAGUAGUCCAUGUGCAUCACCCUGUUUUUUGUGACCCUAAUCUUGAUCCAAAACAAUAUAAAAUGUGCUUGGGGUCCAAAGCUUCAACGUAUGGGUCCACACAACAGCUGGCUGAAAUAUGGUUUGAAAAAAACGACCCAAAUUUUGGGAAAAGCAGCAAUACUAAUGGCUCAGUGAGGACAGCCUAAUGUCCAGCUAUGCUGGAAAAGACUUUUUUUUUAAUUAUCUAAUUUAUUUUUGGGAAAAUGUUUUUUGAUAAUUCACUUUUAAAAGACCACACAGGAUAUAUUUUAGAAAUCAUUGUUGUUUUCUUACAAAGCGCUCGUUUUGAGAAGAACAAGGCCCUUGGGUUUUUUUGUUGUCGUGUUUUUGGUUUUGAACAAAACUGUGAUCAAUAUUUGCCUUCAAACAAACAAAAACAAAAAAAAAAAAAAGGAAAAAAGUUGUUUAAGAGUUAUCUGAUCAGCGGAAAUCUGACUUGAAUUAGAAUUUCCUUAUGAACAAAAGAUUGUUUCCUGCCGUUUCCGUUGCCGUCUUCACGGCUGGGAUUCUGUAAAUGUGGACCUGAGCGUGCAAAGCCAAGUGACAAAACGCUGUGUCUAAAUGUUUUUGGUGUGACUGCUACCUUGCAAGGAUUCUGCUCCUUUGGUUCAGGAUUAGCCAUUAAUUCUCAAAUUGCGUUAGAAAAUCCGAGUCGCUGUGGCGAUGAGCAAGGGUGGUAAAUCGCAGGAGGGGUUUUAUGUUUUUCCCUAAUAGCUGAUUAUUUCAGUUUAAAAACACACCUCCACUUGUGAUGGGCAGGCGAGGGAAGGAAGUAAGCACAAGCCGUGAUCCGGUCGGUCCCUGUGGGAAUUGUUGUGUUUGGGAUGUUGGGGGAAGAGGCCGUGGUGGGCUCCGUGCUCACGGAACAGAACAGGCUGGGCCGGGCACCAGGGGAUGCUGAGGAGCAGGGGAAGGGCUGGGGAUGGGAAUCUCUGGCAGCCAAAGGACAGCACACAGUGAACAAUCCAAAAUCCCCGAGGAGAAGCUGCAGAGCUCCUCUGCCCCAGCGUCCCCGCUCGCGUCCGUUUCCUUCGGUCACCUGGUGUUACUGGGAACAAUUAUUGCAUUGGAUUGCUAGUUUUGUUUUGGGAUUUUUUUUUUUUUUCUGUAUCUGCUAGACCGUUAAUUUAUUUAAUAUCCAUUGUUUUAGGUUCUUGACCUUUCCUUGAAUAUCUGUUAGUCAUUUUAAUAUUUUAUAUAUAUAUAUAUGCGUGUGUAAAUAUAUAUAUAUAUAUAUUAGGAAUGUAUUGCAUCUUUUCACUGAUAAGGUAGUGUACAUCAUACUUACAGUAAAUGAUCUCCAAAGAUUACUUUCUAAAAUAUUUUUUCAUGGAUCUUUUUUUUUCUCCCCCAAAUUUCUUCAACAUUUUUGGAAUGACUUCAGUGAGUUUAGGAAUUUUUUUGGUAUUCUAAGAGGAACUGGGGAUGAGGAGGCUGAAUACAAGGAAAGUGUGAUCCCUAUGAGUUAACAUCUAGCAAGGUAAGAGAAAAUACACGAAAUAAAGUGCCUUAAAGCCAGAUAGGGAACCCUAUACACUGAGACUUAGUGACUGGACAUUGUCAUUGAAGCAGAUGAUCUCUUGGGACCUAUGUACCUGUAAAUAUCCUGCUCAGCAGAAACAGAAAAUAAAAACCAGCGAACAAUAUAUUUUUCUAUUGUAUCCUCCAGCCCCAUUUCAUCCCAUUGCCCUCAGUUCCACUUUGCCUGCUCUUUGGGAAGUGGAGGCAAGUGAAGGAAUGGAGAAAACCCAAGGCUUUGGUGGUUGUUGCCACGUUUGAAGGGAUCUUACAGUGCAAUUGCUAUUCCAGUAGAAGAAAUAACCAUUGUUUACACGUGUAUGGAGUACGAACUGCAACUAGCAUAGAGUCUGUGUCUUACAAUGUUCAUCAUUUUCUGGUGACAGUCCCAAGGAUGUAGGUGCAUGGAAAAUUUUUCUUUUCCUCUCUUUUUUUUUUUCCUUUCUUUCUUUCUUUUUUUUUUUUUUUUUUUAAGACUUGCUUCUAAGAUGCAAUAAAGAUUUUUUUUAUUUGCAAUUGGA
Molecule: messenger RNA, 4254 nt
Organism: Melospiza georgiana
Lineage: Eukaryota; Metazoa; Chordata; Aves; Passeriformes; Passerellidae
Gene: CHSY1
Product: chondroitin sulfate synthase 1
Exons: 3
Coding region: 1-2361 (786 amino acids)
Cellular component (GO): Golgi cisterna membrane
Molecular function (GO): glucuronosyl-N-acetylgalactosaminyl-proteoglycan 4-beta-N-acetylgalactosaminyltransferase activity
Source: RefSeq, a predicted model, not a curated record